This is a messenger RNA of Manduca sexta (tobacco hornworm), 3260 nucleotides long. RefSeq lists its product as uncharacterized. Lineage: Eukaryota; Metazoa; Arthropoda; Insecta; Lepidoptera; Sphingidae. The coding region runs from base 1 to 2409 and encodes 802 amino acids. Gene Ontology annotation, biological process: regulation of DNA-templated transcription. The transcript has 7 exons. The record is from RefSeq and is a predicted model, not a curated record. Gene Ontology annotation, cellular component: nucleus.
AUGGACGUUCAAAAUAAUUACCAAAAUUAUAAAGAAACAUCGCCGGACUCUAAAGAGUCCAAUUUGAGUGUAGAAAGUGCUAGAACUUCGCAGAUUGGGAAAACUGAAAUGUCUUCUGUAAAUCAGAAUAAAGGAGCGAAGAGAUCCUUCGACGUCGCGUUCUUGAUGAUGCCAGAUGACAAGCUCCAGCAAAAACAUCCAGAGAAGCAACUUCGUGUCUCUAAGCAACUCUUCCAUAGCGAGGAAUGGGAACAGCCGCCGAAAAGGAUCCCAGAAAUUUACAAGCAUAGUGAAUAUUCUUCGGACAACGCGAUUGACCUGAAAGAUCAAGAUGAUGAUAGAGUUCGCAUCAAUAACAACAUAUCACCAAGUUUUAGCUCCGAUAUUAACAUUGACGUUGGCACUGAUGAAUACCCGAGUAAGCCGAUGUACUAUAGUGAUUCCGAUAAUUCUGAAAGGUCUCGUAGUCGCCCUAAUUCCAACGAGAGCGCUACACGUCCUCCAAAGUUCCUUCCCGAGUAUAAGAACAAGAUUUUUGACGACCCCACUAUAAUCAGCAUGCAGUCUCGAGCAAGGUAUGAACGAACAUCUGACGUAUCUCCGAAAAGUGCGUUUACAAAAGUUUCGAGCUAUGCUAUACGGUCACCAAAUCCAUCAGUUAGUCCCGAUAAUUUGCUAUACCAGAACUCUGUGAGUCCACCGCUGUCUGCCGCGAGCCCUCCGAGUUUUAAUAAACCUCCAGGGUUCAACAACUUGUUAACUCCGGCUCAUCUAUUAAAUGGCAACAAUUUCUUCAAAGGGCAGAGCACUCCGUCGUCGUCGCCCAGUUAUCCCGACUCUGCUCUGCAGCAACGUCCAGCAACAUUCACUAAAGGUAUGGAAUAUCCAGACAAGGCAUCAGAUCAUAAAGCAUCACCGAACAAACUAAGUUUUUUACCGUUCAGACCAGACAUUCCAUACUUGCAAGGGAGUUCUUCUUAUCCAUUCGGCGUGCAAAAUUUUCAGCCGACAAAUUCUGAUUUUAUGAAGUUUCCUGUACCUUCGAGAGAACCUGUGAAUCCUCUGAUAGCGAACCCUGCCGCUGCAAUUCUCAGCACUCUACUGCCACCGACUCUCGCCGCGUUCUCUCUACCAGCACAGAAUGUAUGCGCGAAAUGUAGCAUCAGUUUCCGAAUGACAUCAGACCUGGUGUAUCAUAUGCGAACACAUCACAAGAGCGAGACAGCUACUGAUCCUAACAGAAGAAAAAGGGAAGAGAAGUUAAAAUGCCCCGUCUGCAACGAGAGCUUCAGAGAGAGGCAUCAUUUGACCAGACAUAUGACCGCUCACCAAGAUAAAGAAGGGGACAUGGAUGACCGGCGUAGCGGGGCCAGUCGCGCGCCGACCGCCGACGGAGACACAGAGCGGCAGACGCGCGGGCGUGCACUGUGCGAGCGCUGCGAUGGCGCGAUGAGGACUCGCGGGCGCGCGGCGGUGUGCUGGGCGCUGGUGUGGCUGGUGCGGCUCGUGUGGCUGGGCCGGCUGGCGGGCGCGGGCGCGCUGGCGCCGCGCCGGCUGUACUGCGAGCGCGCCGACGUCGCGUGGCGGGCGUACCGCGCGCCGGCCGCGUUCGAGGCGCGCGUGGUGUCGCUCGCGGCCGACGCUGCCGACGCCGCCACCGUGCAGGUGAAGCGGGUGCUGCGCCGGCAGGGACACUGGCCCAAGGACGACGCCGUCAUCCGGCUGCGGCUGCCCGAGGACGACCUACAGUGCUUGGGACGGUUCGAAGUGCCAUUGAAAAAUAGACGGAACUAUAUCGUGUUCGCGGAGAGGCGAGGCCACUCGGCGGUCGCGCUCGGCCCGCCGCUGAAGAGGACCGGCAAGUUGCUUAAGAGGAUCCGGGCGGUCUACAAGCCCGGUUACAUUAGUCAAGCCCGCGUGGAACCGAUGCAGUCGGUGCGAACGACGCGCGGGAGCCGCGUGCGGCUCGAGUGCAAGGCUAGCGCGCGCCCGCCGCCGCGCAUCUCCUGGUACAAAGACGGCCGGCCCGUCGCUGACAUCGCGCUCAGGCGAUUCCGGGUGCAGAAUUAUAGUGAUGAUUACAGAAGGCGCUCGGUUCUAGUAAUAAGACAUGCGAGGAACGAAGACUCUGCGACGUAUGAGUGCAGGGCUCAGGGCGCUGUGGGGCCGCCGGCCGUCGCCGCUGCGAAUGUCAGCGUGCUGCCGCCUGUGGUCACACCUCCUGACACAACGACUGGGUCGCCGUGUCCGAUGCCGGACCCCUCGUCAUACUGCCUCAAUGGCGGUACCUGUCUCUUCUUUGAGAUUGUACAGGAGCAAGCGUGCAAAUGUCCAGAAGGCUUCACCGGGCAGCGGUGCGAGACGAAGGAUGUUUCGAACAGAAGUAGUAAAGGAGAGCCUCUUUGGUGAGGAACUGAGGACUGAACGAAUGGAUUGAACGAUAUCUAUUCUUAGAUAAGCAUUCCGGUGUUAAACGAAUUUUGUACAGCCAUUAUCAUUUUACUGUAAUGAUUAUGUAAUUGUACGCUAACAUAAGGUUUGACGACUGAUAUCUUAAAAAUAUUUUAGCCAGGGUUGUUCUGCUCAUUUUGUGCGCCACCCUGGCCCCUCAACUACUACACUAACGCAUUUUGCGCCGCACAUGUUUACAUAUUAACGCUUUCUGUUUACAUAAAAAAAAUACAAAUUUCAAAAUAUUUGCAACAACCUAAGUAAGUUGUAAAAGUAUUUGCUAAAACAACUAAAGAGCGAUAUAGAAAAAUAACAUGAAAUAAAUUUGAAGAAAUACUGAAGUUUACUCCCACCAUUGCCUCUACCUGGCUUGAUUCUACAUCUAGAACUUAAGAUAUUCUAUAAUCCUAUACAGGUGAACUAUGAUUCUCAUCUAGAUGGAAAGCGAGCUCAUAAACUUUUGUAUUUAACCUUCAUCCUUACGCUUGGCUAGCUUUUGUAUAGUUACAACUCUUAAUUUAGGUUAUAUGGUGCUUAAAAUGACUUGUACGAAUUCAAAAUUGAUGUUCCUAAUACCAUAAUAUGUAUGUUACGAUGAAUGCCUACUUAAAACAAAUGAAGAGGUAUUAAGUAUAAUUUUUUUAUUUCAUAUAAAUUUAAAUAUUGGCUAAGUCAUCAAUCCAAUAUUUAAAAAAAAUAUCGAAUCUAACAGUCACACACAGUUUUGACUAAAUAUUAUAAGUCUUAAAACCCUAAACCCCAACGUAAUAUUUUUGAAUAACCUGAGAUUUUAUUAAAAACCGAAUUAU